Messenger RNA from Rotaria sp. Silwood1, 1662 nucleotides. NCBI's taxonomy places the organism in Eukaryota, Metazoa, Rotifera, Eurotatoria, Philodinida, Philodinidae. The record is from the annotation of a GenBank genome assembly.
AUGUCAAUUGAGUUCGAAAGCAAAAACGAUCAACAUAUAAACCAAGUACCGAGGGAAUCUCUUGGCGAAAUUCAUCAUCAUGAUCAUAAAAAGGUUCAUUUUGGAAAGCCAUAUUUUGCUAUAUUAUUGGCGGCCUUUACUUCACUGGGUGGAUGGUUUUUUGGCUAUGACCAAGGUGUUACAGGUGGUAUCGUGAUUAUGAAUUCGUUUAAAAAUGAUUUUUGUAUUGGUGUAUAUGGUAAUUCAACUGUGUGCAAUUUUCCAGUACCUGCUUUACCUAGCGAAUACAGGCAAUUUUUGGUACUAUUUACGCUAUUGUACAAUGUCGGAUGCUUUUUCGGUGCUGUCUUCAUUACUGCAUUUGUGGCAGAAAAAUAUGGACGUCGAGCUAUCAUUUUCACAUCGGCAAUUCUUUUUCUAAUUGGAACCUCAAUGGUUAUUUUCCCACCAGGAGGUUCCAAAAAGAUCAUGAUUUUGAUUCUUAUUGGGCGGAUUGUUGAAGGUACUGGUGUUGGUUGUUCUUCAUUUUCCUGCCCUUUAUACGCUUCAGAAAUAGCACCAACGAAUCUGCGUGGAAUGCUUUCUGGUUUUAUGCAAAUGACUGUAGUCAUUGGAUUGUUCGCUGCUAAUAUAGUAAAUAUUUUAUUACAAAAUCAUAAAUGGGGCUGGCGAUUAUCAAAUGGCAUUAUUUUAAUUGCUCCGAUUACAAUUAUUAUUGGUAUAUUUUUUUGUCCUGAAACUCCGCGAUGGUUGUACAAGAAUAAGGAUCGUGAGUCAGCCGAGAAAAGUUUAAAGCGCAUUCGUAGAAUGGAUGAUGUAACUGCUGAAUUAGACGCUAUUUCUGAUGCCAUAGAAGAAGAAGGUAAUCAGGUUUCAUGGAAAGAACUAUUCACAAAAAAAAAGAUGCUCGAAAGACUCGGCGUUGGUAUGGCCAUGCAUAUUUUACAACAGGCAACGGGUAUUAAUCCUAUAUUUACAUUUGGUGGUAUUAUUUACGAAAGUGUGCUUGGAAAGGGUAUCAUUUCAUUAUUGGUUUUAUCUGGCACAAAUUUACUAAGCACAAUACCAGCUCUAUUUUUGGUUGAUAGACUAGGACGUCGAAAGCUUCUCAUAAUUUGUGGCCUAGCUAUGGUAGUUGGUCAUCUUGUAGCAGCAACAAUAUUUGUUACAGGUUGCGAUGUAGCCACAUCUAUAAUCAAUGGAACUACACAAAGUCAAGAAACUGUGGAUUGUAAAACGAGUUCUGGUAUACUAAUGCUUGUUGCUACUGCUGUUUUUGUAGCAUUUUUUGCACUUUCUUGGGGACCAAUCGCCUGGAUUUAUGCAGCUGAGAUCUUUCCUCUUAACGUUAGAGCUAGAGCUGUUUCAUUAACCACAGGUAGCAACUGGUUUAUGGGUACAGUUAUGUCUUACAUAUUGGAGUUAAUAGCACCUAUAGGAAUUCAUGGAGUCUUUUAUCUUUUUAGUGGUUUGACUUUAUUAGCUGUAGUUUUCGUAUAUCUUUUUUGUCCAGAAACAAGAAGAGUUUUACUGGAAGAUGUUGAAGAACAGUUUGAUAAUUUUCAAUUGAAGAACAGAACAGUAUUAAAACUAUUAUGGAAGCCAUGCCAAAAGAAGAGAAAAAAAACGAUGCAAGUAAACGUUAUUGAAAUGCAAUCAUAA